AACUGACAUGAUGCGGCUUAUUGUAAAUUAACCGUCUUCCUUGAAAAUCGCGUUAAAAUGGGCAUUCAAUGCGAUCACACACGUUUGGAUUCUAGUGAUACCUGUGAUUUUCAACAGUCUAUUUCAGUUUGCCGUAUGAUCUGAAACAUGGCAUUUGCUUCGUCACGAUUGCCGUUGGUUUUUCUGUCAAAGAAGAGUUUGAAUGUAUCUCGAUUUACUACGAUUGUGCUCGCUGAACGAUAUGCGAAAGUUCGAGCAUUUCACUCGCAAAGGCAGGCACGAAGGGUGCACAGUAUCAAUGGAAAAGGAUUUCUAACCUGUACUGCUCUCAUCGCUGGAGUGGGUUUCGGUUACCUUUUGUAUAACCGGAGAGAUGACAUACGGCAGAGAAUCGGAAAUCUUGGCGUCCCUAAUCUUCCUGUGGUUCAUACUAUUUCAUUGUCUUCGUCUGAUGAGAAUAGGAAUAAAUUUAACUUUAUAGCAGAUGUGGUGGAAGUAUGUGCACCAAGUGUAGUAUACAUUGAGAUCAAGGACAAUAGGAUAGAUCCUUUCACAGGGAAAUUAGGUACUAAAAGUAAUGGAUCAGGAUUUAUUGUUAGUCAAGAUGGAUUAAUACUGACAAAUGCUCAUGUUGUAAUAAAUAGGCCUAAUGCUACAGUUAAGGUGCAGCUUUAUGAUGGCAGUACAUAUGAAGGAGUAAUAGAAGAUGUUGAUUUGCAAAGUGAUCUUGCUACAAUAAGAAUAAAUAAGACUAAUCUGCCUGUGAUGAAGCUAGGCACCUCGUCCAAUAUCAGACCAGGAGAGUUUGUAGUAGCUAUUGGUUCCCCGCUGGCUCUUAACAACACUAUUACAAGUGGAGUUAUAAGCAGUGUAAAUAGGUCGAGUGAAAAACUUGGUCUUCGAUCGCAAAUAGGGUACAUUCAAACGGAUGCAGCAAUUACCUAUGGAAAUUCAGGUGGACCCCUGGUGAAUCUGAAUGGGGAAACGAUAGGUAUAAAUGCAAUAAAAAUGGCUUCCGGUAUUUCAUUUGCUGUUCCUAUAGACUACGCAAAGGAAUUCUUGAAAAAAAUCGAAUCACAUAAGAAGGGAAAAACUUCCACAUAUCCUCAGGACAUACCCAAGAAAAAGUACAUAGGCGUUACGAUGCAAAGCCUGUUGCCAGAUAUUUUGCUUGAUAUGCAACAAUAUAAUGAAUACAGGCAAGUGAAGCACGGAGUUGCUAUUUGGAAAGUGCUGCUUGGGUCUCCAGCUUAUAAUGCCGGAUUGCAACCUGGAGACGUAAUAACACACGCCAAUGGCAAGCCGAUGCAGAGUACGAGUGAUAUUUAUAAAAUUAUAGAAGAAUCAGGAAAUAAUUCAAGAAAUAUAAAUUUCCUAGUUGUAAGAAAAGGACGAGUUUUAUCUAUACAAAUCGAGCCUGAGGAUAUAUAACUGAAAUUAUUAUCGAGGUAUUUUUACUUAAAUAGAAAUUUUUGAAGUAAAAAGUAAGCAGGCAUGAUGGAUUUCUAAUAUUGAUACAUAGUGAUUAUAAAUUCUUGUAAUAUACAUCUUAUUAUAUACAUAUUAGCGUAUAUUUAUAAAUUUCUAAAAUUUGUAUCAUGUCUCUUUGCUUUGAGAGUGUACAGCAUUUGUGCCUUCAAUGUAUGUAGCGAUUGUUAUUUAUUUAUAAGAAAUUGCACACUUUACAAUUGAUUAGCCAGUUCAUCAGUCACAUUAUCAGCCUCCAAUAUACACGCCCUUUGGCUGUACACUCGUUUUAAUUUAAAUCUACACGAUGAAAGUCCACUUAGCGACUUACGCGAUUUAUCAAGCGAGGAAGCAUCAUGCGUUCAUUUAUCGCUUAUCCAGCUUUUUUCUGCCGCCGCUAAGAGUGAUGUCACGUGCGGACAGUCGUGCCGAGUCCUUGCCGUGAUAUGCAAAUGUAUAGAAGUAUAAAUCGUACACGUAUCGCUGUGUGUAAGUGCACGUGUGUGAAUGCAUAUGUACGCCGGGUGUGGUCCAUCGUCUUGACUGCAUUAUGUUUAUGUUGUUUACGACGCGAAGCGACCUCCGCAAAUAUGUGACCGGAUCUAACUGCGAGGGAUACGAUGCGGCGAGGGUGUGGUCUUUAGUGCACGAGGCUUCUACCGGCGGCGAUUUUUUCGCGGGCAAGAUUUUACUGUUUGCGGACGCGUGCAUCUUGUUGGAAUUCUAAGUGAUCGUUCCGUCCAGUCCCGUGGCGACACGCGUAGGAUUCGCGAAAGAGCGAAGCGGCGGUGACAGCUUGACGAUUAACUUGAGGAAUAUCGCAAUUUAAAUUUCAAAGAUAGAGAUAGAUCAUAAAACUUUCGCGCAAAUGAAAGAAAUUUGAAUUUUAUAUUUUAUUAUGAAGAGGUGCUUUAUACAGCACAUAUAGUUUGUAAAAAAAAGUGAAAUUAAAGAAGAUGAAGAAGAUAA
This is a messenger RNA of Linepithema humile (Argentine ant), 2436 nucleotides long. It is a transcript of the gene HtrA2, whose product is annotated as HTRA2-related serine protease. The record is from RefSeq and is a predicted model, not a curated record. Gene Ontology annotation, molecular function: protein binding; serine-type endopeptidase activity. Gene Ontology annotation, biological process: programmed cell death; proteolysis; positive regulation of apoptotic process. NCBI's taxonomy places the organism in Eukaryota, Metazoa, Arthropoda, Insecta, Hymenoptera, Formicidae.